Molecule: messenger RNA, 2095 nt
Organism: Hyaena hyaena (striped hyena)
Lineage: Eukaryota; Metazoa; Chordata; Mammalia; Carnivora; Hyaenidae
Gene: TBC1D22A
Product: TBC1 domain family member 22A
Exons: 13
Coding region: 133-1686 (517 amino acids)
Biological process (GO): activation of GTPase activity
Molecular function (GO): GTPase activator activity
Source: RefSeq, a predicted model, not a curated record
GAGCCUCUCGGCUCCAGGCUCCGGAGUCCUGGGACCGCUGAGGGGCCGCCCGGGGUACAGGAAGGGGCUGUCGGGACCGGCCGGCCGCAUUCCGGGUGUCGGGGCCGCGGGUCCGAGGGAUGAGGAGGGGCCAUGGCCAGCGACGGGGCCAGGAAGCAGUUCUGGAAGCGCAGCACCAGCAAAGUCCCGGGCAGCAUCCAGCAUGUGUAUGGCGCCCAGCACCCCCCCUUCGACCCACUGUUACAUGGCACCCUGCUCAAGGCCACACCCAAGGUGCCCACCACCCCGGUGAAGGCCAGGAGGACCAGCACCUUCCAGGAGUUUGAGAGCAACACCAGCGAUGCCUGGGACGCCAGCGAAGAUGACGAUGAGCUCCUAGCCAUGGCGGCCGAGAGCCUGAACACUGCGGUCGUCAUGGAGACCGCCAACCGCGUCCUGCGCAACCACAGCCAGCGGCAGGAGCGCCGCACGCCGCCCGAGCCGUCCGGCCCCGAGUCUCCCGCGGUGCCAAGCGGCGACCUCCGGCUGGUGAAGUCCGUCAGCGAGAGCCACACGUCCUGUCCCGCAGGUGGGAUGGGGGCACCGAGCAGACGGGAAAGUGCUAGAGACACUGUUCCUCUUCAGAGGUCCCAGUCUCUGCCACACUCGGUGACUGUCGCACUUGGUGGGACACCUGACCCCAGCACCCUCAGCAGCUCUGCGUUGAGUGAGAGGGAGGCCUCCCGGCUCGACAAGUUCCAGCAGCUUCUGGCCGGCCCCAACACGGACCUCGAGGAGUUACGGAAGUUGAGCUGGUCCGGAAUCCCGAAGCCUGUUCGUCCGAUUACCUGGAAACUGCUCUCAGGUUACCUUCCUGCCAACGUGGACCGAAGACCAGCCACGCUCCAGAGAAAGCAGAGAGAGUACUUCGCGUUCGUUGAGCACUAUUACGACUCGCGGCAUGACGAUGCGCACCAGGACACCUACAGGCAGAUCCACAUAGACGUCCCCCGAAUGAGUCCGGAAGCAUUGAUACUCCAGCCCAAGGUGACAGAGAUUUUUGAAAGGAUAUUGUUCAUCUGGGCGAUCCGUCACCCUGCCAGUGGAUAUGUUCAGGGGAUCAAUGACCUCGUCACCCCUUUCUUUGUCGUCUUCAUGUGCGAACACAUAGAGGAGGACGUGGACGCCGCCGAUGUCUCCCGCGUGCCCGCCGGCGUGCUGCGUGACGUGGAGGCCGACACGUACUGGUGCAUGAGCAGGCUGCUGGACGGUAUUCAGGACAACUACACCUUUGCCCAGCCUGGGAUUCAGAUGAAGGUGAAGAUGUUGGAAGAGCUGGUGAGCCGGAUUGACGAGCAAGUGCACCGGCACCUGGAGCAGCACGAGGUGCGUUACCUGCAGUUCGCCUUCCGCUGGAUGAACAACCUGCUGAUGAGGGAGGUGCCCCUCCGCUGCACCAUCCGCCUGUGGGACACCUACCAGUCCGAGCCCGAAGGCUUCUCCCACUUCCACUUAUACGUGUGCGCUGCUUUCCUGGGGAGGUGGAGGAAGGAGAUUCUGGAAGAGCGGGAUUUCCAGGAGCUGCUGCUCUUCCUUCAGAACCUGCCCACGGCCCGCUGGGGCGAUGAAGACGUCAGCCUGCUGCUGGCCGAGGCCUACCGCCUCAAGUUUGCCUUCGCCGACGCCCCCAAUCACUACAAGAAGUGAGCCGGGGCCCGCGCUGCCGUGGCCACAGGCCCGUGGCCGAGGAGAGGCCUCGCCGGAGCAGCCUGCCUUCCAGGGCGCUGGCCAGGACGGGGCGCAGGCGAGGGCCGGGGCCUGGCCCGGGGCGCCUCCGCUGCCUAAGAUACCAAAGAGAGCGGGGGGAGGGUCCUGGCCGCACAGGGGGCCAGAGGUGGGCGACUCUCCCUCCGUGUCCCUGGAGCAGCCUUGCCAAAUGACCCCCUCCCGGAGCCUCCAGGGCGUGGCCGCCUGAGGGCCGGACCCCGUGGGAGAGGCCUGCUGUCUGGCGCCAGGGGAGCAAGGAGGUCGUGGCCGUCUCAUACCUGCUUUGAAAUGCGAAAAUCUUAUUCUGUUGAGUGAAAGAGAAUAAAAUAUAGACUUACUAAGAAGUGAA